This is a messenger RNA of Coregonus sp. 'balchen', 5936 nucleotides long. NCBI's taxonomy places the organism in Eukaryota, Metazoa, Chordata, Actinopteri, Salmoniformes, Salmonidae. The record is from the annotation of a GenBank genome assembly.
CUUGGAACUCAUAAAUUGACACAAUAGCCCAUUUCUUAUCUUUCUCGAUAAUGCGACUCGAGAUAGGCAUGGUCUAAUUCCUUAUCACUUUAACAGUGGUUAGGGUACGUGCACUCUUGAAACAUUGUUAACACGAAUUUGUCGGCAGAGGGCAGAAAGUAAAUAUCGUAUGAUACAAAGUAAUUUGUUCCUUUGCUGACAACGGGAGCCAGUCUAUGGUCAACAUGGUGUCCGGUCUGCUGUUACGGAGAACAUUACUGACCGUUGCCGAAACCAGCAGCCGGGUUUCGCUCGGUACGAGAGGCCAAUGGUGUGGUUUCACGACGUCAACGACCAGAUUCAGCGAGUCCAACCCCGGUAGGCUAUAAUACUUCCACCUGUCACGGUCACCGGUCCUUUUGAGGCCUAUCAAUUUGGUUAAUCAGUUCUUCAACAUGAAUCCAACAUAGACCUAGUUGUUGUUCAAUGUGACUGCCCGUGUAUUAACUAAUAUGCAUAUGUGUUACCAAUGUCAUCAUAUGGUUUGCGCAACAUUAUGAUUGAGACCAACACAGGCCAAUGCUGUGGUGAGAGAUAGUAUUUACAUUACAUUUUAGUCAUUUAGCAGACGCUCUUAUCCAGAGCAAUUUACAGUUUUAGUUAGUGCAUACAUUUUUCAUACUGCAGAAUUGUAAUUCGUAACAUAUCAUAUGAAAUAGAUGAUGGCCAUCCUCAAAUUAAUUCAUACCAUACGUAACAUAUCAUACUAACAUUUUCAAUUGAUACAUCCAUUUUGGACUUUUGAAUUAAUUAUAUAUAGCCUACCCAUUGACAGUGCUUAAAAUGUAUGCACUAUGCAGAAAUCUCUCCGCCAUUUCCUGGUUGCUAAAAUACUAAUAGUUAGCCUAAUUUCAGUUUAUGUGACAAAACAAGCAAGUAUAGUGUAGAGAAUCAUUGCACCAUUGAAACCGCUGUGAAAUAUAUUUUCCAUAACCAAAACUAUUGUAUAUUCAGCUGCUUGAAGCUAGUGUACAAACCCGAAAGAAAAAUAUGAAAAAACGAAACUUAAGAACGGGAAGUAUAUAAAUAGCGCACAUAGAACAUAUCUACCGCUUCUUAUACUGGCUUUCAAUGAGAAUGACAUACCUAUAACUCAUAUUUCUAUGUGAAUUUGGUCUGGUAGCCCAAAAAGUUAAAUUAAAGCUGCAAUAUGUAACUCUGUAUUGGACUGUGUCGUUCCAGAACCUAUUGAUUAAUUUUCACUGCAAUGUAAAAAUUAUAAUAAAAGUAAUCACAGUCCAUUGGAGGUGCCUUCUCGUAAAAUCUCCUGCCCCCUAAAAAAAUGUAAUUUGAAAGCAUAGAUUUUCAGCCCCUGCCUGAUAUUCUAAGAAUUUAUUCAGGUUGGGAGGCCUGGGUUUAUGGUUUGCGCAACAUUGUAGCCUAUGUUUGAGACCAACACAUGGCCAACUGGCCAAUGGUGUGGUGAGAGAUAGCAGAAUUGUAAUUCGUAACAUAUCAUACGAAAUGGAUGAUGGCCAUCCAUAAAUUAAAUCAUACUAUACGUAACAUAUCAUACUAAAUGGAUGAUGGCCAUCCACAAAUUAAAUCAUACCAUACGUAACAUAUCAUGCUAAAUGGAGUGUCUCGGAUUUAGGUAGCCUACAGAAUAAUACAAAAUGCUCUGAGACCACGUUGGAGAUAGAAGUGCGCCUGUGUCUCGAACAGAACUAGGAUGAGUUUCACUUUCUAUGAUCUCUCUCCAUCUGCUCUGAUAGACAUGAGCCUGCAACUCUCAUCUCUCCAGCGUUGCACUUCAUCAUGUAUUUCCUUAUAGAAUCAUAGCUGCAUGAAGGCUUCUGGAGGAACUGCAGCACCCUUGAUACAUUGAAAUACAUUUGACAAAGUUAUAGAGUUACUGCUGUCUGUUCAGAAAGAAAUGAAACAAUUCAGAAUACUACACCAGGAGUAGGUCUUUAAUUUAGCCACAGAGGAUCCUAGCUGUUGAUUUUGUUUAGCCCAAUCGCAAGGCAUAGCGUACAGUCGGGAACUCGUUGCAAAUCUGUCAGUGAACAGCAUGCCGCCAAAACAGGCCUUUCACAAUAUUUAAAAUACAAUCGCAGGAAAACACAGGUUGGAAAGCAAAUGGCUCCUGCUGAUCAAAGGGAAGACUUUAAUCUAUCUGCAGGCUAUUUUAUCACCUUUCAAAUAGGCCUAUUGAGCGAACAGCAUUGUUUUACAAAGUUAAACAAGAGAGAUAGGCUUUUGGCACGAGAAUAUCGUCCAUCGCUGGUGAGUGAGCUGCGCAUCAUUGGGUGAGUCAGUGAAACUGGAAAGCUUCUUUAGGACUAUAAUUUCCUCCUCAUAUUGUACAAUAUGUGUCUCCACACACCUAGGCCUGUGCUAUUGAUCGAUUCAAGACCAGGUUGUUUUUAUUGAUCUCAGAUUCUUAGUUUGUCAGCGUCAAAGUAGGCCUAUCCUGUCAUUUAGAUUUUUUUUUUUGCGGUAUAAAAAUAUAUUCUGCUAAAGAUUAAGAUAAUUUUAUUGGUCAGUUGCACACAAGGUCCAACCAAAAUGUGUCUUCCACUUUUAACCCAACCCCUCCGAAAGACACACCUACAUACAUAUACACGGGUGCAACUUUGGUUUUAGAAGUGGGGGGGGACAUAAUAAUAAUAAUAAUUAUUAUUAUUAUUUAAAUCAGUCAGAUAAACAGUCCAAACAGCCUACCCGACCGCUCGGAGGCGUCCGCAUGGUCCUAAAGCACACCGUGGCCUCGUUUUGUAUCACAGUCCAAUGUUAAAACUGGGGGAGGACAAAAAUGCAAUUUCAGAAUGUGGGGGGGACAUGUUCCUGUCCCCCCCGUCCCCCAUCCCCCCGUCCCCAGUGACAGUUGCGCCCCUGCAUAUACAGGUUAAAGGGCUAUUUUACCCAUGUAAUACAGUGGUUUUGUUGUUUUCAGUAGUCCAUAGUAGACACAUUCACAAAAAAAAAUGUUUUAAAACUAUGAGUCUAGAUAUCUAGCUUUGAAUAUCCUGAUCAGUCCUGAUGUUCCCAAUUGGCCAUUUAAGUCAAUUCCAACAACUCCCAAGAUUCCCCUCUCUCUAACUGGGUGGAGUGGGUGGUGUGUGGAUUGAACCUUGUUUAACACGUAGGUGUCAAAAGGGCUUCAACCUCGUCAAAUAUAAAACAGGAGAGAUUAUUUCACAGAAAAUAAUAAUGUUUUGUCUGAGUUUAGAGAGACGAAAAGCAGCUAACAGCCAUGCUCUGUGCUCUCAUGUCUCGUCAUUGAGCCCAAGCAGAGCUGUUGCUAUACUCACACAGAGCCGCCAUGAGCAGAGCGCAUGCAGAGCGAGCAGCGCGUAGGGAGCGGGUGACUCACAUAGAGGAGCAGCUAAUGGAUUUAGGCCUACUAACAGAGGAAGUUAUUUAUAAUUUUGUGUUUCGGGCAGAAGCAAUCGGGCCUGGGUAGGGUAGGGCCUUAACGUCGCAGGCCUGGGUAGGGUAGGGCCUUAACGUCGCAGGCCUGGGUAGGGUAGGGCCUUAACGUCGCAGGCCUGGGUAGGGUAGGGCCUUAACGUCACAGGCCUGGGUAGGGUAGGGCCUUAACGUCCCAGGCCUGGGUAGGGUAGGGCCUUAACGUUGCAGGCAUGGGUAGGGUAGGGCCUUAAAGUCGCAGGCAUGGGUGGGGUAGGGCCUUGAUGUCGCAGGCCUGGGUAGGGUAGGGCCUUAACGUUGCAGGCCUGGGUAGGGCUCAGGCAGGGAUCUAGUAAAAAUUGGUCACAGAAGAUCAUUUUGAAUUAAACCCAAAAAAAUCUGGACCCUAGGCUACUAAACAUUUUCCACAUGUGGAACUUAUAAGUGCCUCUACUCUACUGCUCAGUGCUCUAUGCCACUAUGCAAAUGCGAAUACUUUUUUUUUAAUGCGUUCCUUUACCACCAGAGCUCCUCAGGUCACCCCCCUCUCGAGCUCACUUUUUGUUCCGGCACCUCCCGAUUUACAAAUUAAGCACUGCCCAUUGAUUGUUGAAGAAUAUAACUUAGAAAUGCCUCAUGAACUUAGUCAUACCCCAUACAACUGUCAAGCCCAAUCAGAACGCAAAAUAUAAGCUCCAUUAUUUGUAAUGUAAUUGUAAACAAACACUGUUAAAACUAUAAUGUUGAUCUCAUGGUUGAUCAGUCCUUGCAUCCAUAGCUCUGUCCAAGAAUUUGAGAGCGGUGACAUUUAUCCAGCCCCAUUCCUCAGCUCUUUACCAAUACAGUGGCGGGGUGUCCGCUUUGUGGUCGUUUGAACGGCAGAUUUCCCCUUUAAAGAAACUAGUUAAUGGCUAUUUAAUUGCAGCAUUUCUGCUGUAGCCUUAUGUGACUGGCUCCAUAACAUGCUCCAUAACAUGCUCUUACUUUCAAAUGCUCACUUAGAGUAGCAAAAAAUAAUUAUAAUGGCUGAUGAGAGUGGAUUGGUUGGUUAGCCUAGAUGUUAGAACUGACUGAAAAAAAGGUAAUCAGCACUUCCCAGUAAAGUGUGUGUGUGAAUGGAUCUGCUGCCAUGCCGUUUGUGAUUGGGCCUGGUUCAAGUCAUUCAUUCAUAGGCUUAUUCAAACUUUUCAACAAUAGACUGUGUUUGGGGGUCCAGCACUAUAGUCAACCUGUGGAACUCACAGCCUGCCUACCAUCCACUAUUAGUCAAAUCUGUCCUGAACAGUUUAGUUUAACUGAAUUCCAUCAUUAGGAUCCUUUUGGCUGAAAUUGUUCCUGGUUUACGAGUCUUUCUUUCAAGCAAUGUAUGGUGAGUCCAGGUUUAUCAAGGUUCUUACAACAGACAACAAUGUAGAUUGAUGGGACAAUGAAUAUGAUGAUGGAAUGGCAGUGAAUCCAUUAGUGUGUUAUGUUGUGUGUGUGUGCCUCAGAUUCGGUGGUGAGCUACGAGCAGUUGAAGAAUAUGUUGUCCAGUCACAACGUCCAGCUGUUUGAUGUCCGCAACCAAGAUGAGUUCAUGGCUGGACGCAUCACAGACUCUGUAAACAUCCCAUGUGAGUAGACUACACAAAUCCUGGGGUAUAUUAACCUGUUACAAGUGUGUGUUUUAUGUGUGUGUGCAUGCACGCAAUCUCUCUACUAAUGUUCAGCGUGCGCGUGUGUGUGUGUGUGUGUGUAUCUGUCUAUCAGUGGGCCAGCUGGAGGAAUCUCUAAAGCUGUCACCAGAGCACUUCCAGCUGCUGUUCGAGGUGAAGGUUCCUGGGAAAGAUGACGACAACAUUGUGUUCCACUGCCAGACGGGUCGCAGGAGCGCCAUAGCUCUAGCUAUCGCCCGGCAACUGGGCUUCAACAGGUAUAACACACUUUAACUCACCUGGUAUACCUUAUUAGGGUACAUUAGUGUGGACAUACAGUAUUAUCAUAUACACAUACUGAAAGACACCUGAAAGAUCUCUCCCCCUCUCCCUCUCCCUCCCUCUCUCUCUCUCUCUCCUCCCCCUCCCCCUUUUCUCUCCUCCCCCUCCCCCUUUUCUCUCCUUCCCCCUCCCCCUUAUCUCUCCUCCCCCCUCUCUCUCCUCCUCCCUCUCUCUCCUCCCCUUCUCUCUCCUAGGGCUCGGCACUACCAGGGGGGGUACAGUGAUUGGGCCACACAUGAGGGAAAGUGAGUCACAUUAACAUGGAGCCUGUAUCUGAGUUCUGACCCAGCCCUAAAACUCUUCUAGUCUGGGUACUGCACCAGAAAACCAUGACCCACAUCAAAACACACAUCUACACAGGAAUUGUAUUAAGAGGACUCAAGUUUUCAGUUACUGUUCCUGAAUGAUUGACCUCAGUUAUCUGUGACAACUGACUUACUUGGAAGAGGUUGUUCUUCGUCCCUAUUUCCUAACUAAUUUGUCUGAAAGAUAGAUGUGAAAUAUAAUAGGCAAGAUCAUAAACUGAGAGACUUACUUUAUCAAUAAAGUUGAUAUUUAGGAUUUAUA